UUAAAAUCGCCUGCAAAACUCAGUGCUUUUAUUUGUAAAUGUAACUUAACAGUGCAUUCAUUAUGUAUGUGAAACUAAGAAGUUUCAGUGAAGAAGUGUUACAUAAAGUGCCCAAAGCGGACUAUGUUUAUACUUCGGUUUUCUGUCACUCGUCCCACACUCAUGUGGGCACGGGCUGAUGUUUCGCAUUAUAGUACUGGCGUCGAUGCUGAUACGACGCUGUUCGCGCGACACCAAAACAAUGUUAUCGAACUCGUAUCACUAUCAGAUAAUCGAAAGACGAUAAUAAUAACAUGAGUUUGUUCCGGACUGCUUAUAUUUUCCUUAAAUGAUGCGCACGAAGCGCUAUACACCGAUGUUGUGAGUGAAUUGCUAUGAUAUAUUUUUAAAAAUGAGACAUGCAUCCGACCGAAAUGCAAAAAAGUGUAUCAGUGCAAGUAGAUAGUGAUUUUGCCCUUUUACUGCCCAGUGGUGUGUAUGAAAUUAAAAAGAUGGAGCCAAGAUCCAAACUUCGUAAAGUGAUAUUGUUCUGUUUACUACUUUCACUGUUUGGAAUGGUGGCAUUUGGAUAUUUUUGUUCCGAUCAGGUGUGCGCACUGUCUCCAAGAGACCGGGUAUCUGAAGCCCUCGCAUUGACAUACGCAGAGGCACCCGGGAGACCACUGCCUGACGUGAUGGCGCAACCCGGCCUCUCAUAUGACGAGGUCCUGCAUGACGACUUUAGAUUCGACCUAAACGCACACGACGUCAUGGUUUUCCUGCAUAUACAGAAGACUGGGGGCACGUCCUUUGGGAGGCACUUAGUAAUGGACCUGGACUUGAAGAGGCCGUGCAACUGUCAACGGGCGCGUAAACGCUGCCAUUGUUUUCGUCCGCACAGCAACGAAAUAUGGCUCUUUUCGAGAUACUCAACCGGCUGGAAGUGUGGGCUUCACGCAGAUUUCACGGAGUUGACAGCGUGCGUGGGCGGCGAAUUGGAUCGGCACGAGGGCUCCGCGGUGCAUCGGCGAUACUUUUACAUCACACUGCUCAGAGAACCUGUUGCCAGAUACUUGUCAGAGUAUAGGCACGUGAAGCGCGGCGCCACGUGGAAGGGCUCGAGACACUGGUGUCAAGGACGCACUGCUACAGCGGGUGAAGUACCACCGUGUUACACUGGAGAAUCUUGGCGAGGGGUGACUCUAGAAGAAUUCGCGUCCUGUCCUUGGAACUUGGCGAAUAACAGACAGACGCGCAUGCUGGCAGACUUGGCGCUGGUCGGCUGUUACAACGGCACUCUGCGUCACAGGAGCGCUGAGACCGACAGAGUGCUGCUGGCGUCAGCCAAGCGUAACUUGGCUGCCAUGGCGUACUUCGGACUCACAGAAUUUCAGAAGAUAUCCCAGUACGUGUUCGAGGAGACAUUCAACCUACGGUUCGCGGUGCCCUUCACACAGCACAACGCCACGGUCUCCGGUGCGACCCUGGCUGCCCUGUCACCGACUCAAGUCUCCCACAUCAGGCGACUCAACUCGCUUGACUUAGAGCUGUAUGAGUUUGCCAAGAACCUCAUGUUCAAAAGAUUCGAAACGUUGAAGAAACGCGACAGCGACUUUGAAUUCCGGUGGCGACAUCUCGGCGAGGUGGCCCCACGGAGCGGCGUCACCGAGUUCGAUUGGGACAGCAACUUGGAAGACGCCACCACCGAAAAGUCUAGAGGCAAAGCCUUUAAGUCGAAGAAAGUUUGAGAACGACGUCGCAGUUCGCCACGGUGCUGUUGAAGGAACCCUGUAUAGUAAUUACUUACAAUUAUAAUUGAUUGAAUACCUACCUAUUUUAAUA
Pararge aegeria (speckled wood butterfly) is the source of this 1821-nucleotide messenger RNA. RefSeq names its product heparan-sulfate 6-O-sulfotransferase 1 (gene Hs6st). The transcript is spliced from 9 exons. Gene Ontology annotation, cellular component: membrane. NCBI's taxonomy places the organism in Eukaryota, Metazoa, Arthropoda, Insecta, Lepidoptera, Nymphalidae. The record is from RefSeq and is a predicted model, not a curated record. Gene Ontology annotation, molecular function: heparan sulfate 6-sulfotransferase activity. The coding region runs from base 399 to 1727 and encodes 442 amino acids.